AUGGUUAACAAAGCAGGCGGGAAGAACAGCGUGAGGGAGUACAAUCUUGUGGUUGUUGGUGGUGGGGGUGUUGGGAAGUCCGCGCUGACGAUCAAGCUGACGCAGUCGCGGUUUGUCGACGAGUACGACCCGACCAUCGAGGACUCGUAUCGGAAGCAGGUGGUUCUCGACAACGAGGUCACGAUCAUAGAUAUUCUAGACACUGCCGGCCAGGAAGAAUACUCUGCGAUGCGCGAGCAGUACAUGCGCACUGGCGAGGGGUUCCUGCUCGUGUACUCCUCUACGUCGAAGAACUCGUUCGACGAGCUCAUCACAUACUACCACCAGAUCCUGAGGGUCAAGGACACGGACUACGUCCCGAUCGUCGUCGUCGGGAACAAGAUCGAUCUUUCUGGGGAGAGACAAGUGCCCUUCGACAGCGGGCUCAAGUUGGCAAACGAAAUGAGCGCACCGUUCCUAGAGACCUCUGCAAAGGAGGGGGUCAACGUCGAGGAGGCCUUUUACACGCUCGUCAGACUUGUACGUGACAAUGGUGGAGACUACAACCGGGAAAACACGGCAGCGCAACUGGGGGAGAACGAUACAGAGCAACAACAACAACAACACCCAGAUCACACGAAGACGCAUGGAGGCACCAAAUUGAACUCGACGAUCACCCGCUCGAUCAGUCAGGACGAGACCACACAGAUGCAAACGCAGGGGCAACGAAACGAUCCUGUGGCAGGUGUCUCCGUGACACCGGCGUUCCCCUCCCAUGAGAACCAGCAGCACAAGAAGACGGUACCACUGGCAGACAACAACAGCACACAUACACCACAACAGGGCGCACAGCCGUCGCAACAGAACAGGACGAAGGAGCAAAGAAGGGCACAGUCCGCUGCACAGACGGGAAAUUCUGCACAGGCGACAGCACAACACAGUGAGGAUUCCAAGGAAAGCGGCUGCUGCGUCAUCUCCUAG
Huiozyma naganishii CBS 8797 is the source of this 960-nucleotide messenger RNA. It is a transcript of the gene RAS2, whose product is annotated as Ras family GTPase RAS2. The record is from RefSeq and is a predicted model, not a curated record. Bases 1 to 960 code for a protein of 319 amino acids. NCBI's taxonomy places the organism in Eukaryota, Fungi, Ascomycota, Saccharomycetes, Saccharomycetales, Saccharomycetaceae. Gene Ontology annotation, biological process: signal transduction. The transcript has a single exon. Gene Ontology annotation, molecular function: GDP binding; GTP binding; GTPase activity. Gene Ontology annotation, cellular component: plasma membrane.